AUGAAUCUUAUUGUGAGGUUUCGGAGAAGCUUUCGAACACUUAUUGUUCUUUUAGCUACCUUUUGCUUGGUGAGCAUCGUCAUUUCUGCCUACUUCCUGUACUCUGGCUACAAACAGGAAAUGACACUCAUUGAAACCACAGCCGAAGCAGAAUGUGCUGACAUCAAAAUCCUCCCUUAUCGGUCCAUAGAGCUGAAAACCGCCAAGCCUAUUGACACAUCCAAAACCGACCCCACGGUCCUCCUCUUUGUAGAGAGCCAGUAUUCUCAGCUCGGUCAAGAUAUUAUAGCAAUCUUGGAGUCCAGCCGUUUUCAGUACCAGAUGGUCAUUGCUCCAGGCAAGGGAGACAUACCACCUCUUACCGAUAGUGGCAAAGGGAAAUACACGUUGAUUAUUUAUGAAAAUAUUUUGAAAUAUGUCAGCAUGGACUCAUGGAACCGGGAGCUUUUAGAAAAAUACUGUAUCGAAUACAGUGUUAGCAUAAUUGGUUUUCAUAAAGCCAACGAGAACAGCUUACCAACGACACAACUGAAAGGUUUUCCUUUGAACUUAUUCAAUAAUCUAGCUCUGAAGGACUGCUCUGUGAACCCGCAGUCUCCUCUGCUGCACAUUACCAAAGGCCCAAAGGUUGAAAGGGGACCUCUUCCUGGGGAAGACUGGACGAUUUUCCAAUAUAACCAUUCUACCUACCAGCCAGUGCUUUUAACGGAGUUACAGACAGAGAAACCCCUCCCUUUCUUGUCCAGCAAAACACUCUAUGCCACAAUAAUUCAGGAUCUGGGGCUUCAUGAUGGAAUCCAGCGCGUUCUUUUUGGCAACAACUUGAACUUUUGGCUACACAAGCUCAUCUUCAUAGAUGCCAUCUCCUUCUUGUCAGGAAAAAGGCUGAGUUUGUCCUUGGAUAGGUACAUCCUUGUGGACAUUGAUGACAUAUUUGUGGGGAAGGAGGGAACAAGGAUGAAUGUCAAAGAUGUGAAGGCAUUACUAGAGACUCAAAAUUUACUGCGCACUCAGGUUGCAAAUUUUACCUUCAACCUUGGAUUUUCAGGGAAGUUUUACCACACAGGGACCGAAGAGGAAGAUGAAGGGGAUGACCUUCUGCUGGGGUCUGUGGAUGAGUUCUGGUGGUUUCCUCACAUGUGGAGUCACAUGCAGCCCCACCUCUUCCACAACGAGUCCUCGUUAGUGGAGCAGAUGAUUCUCAACAAAGAAUUUGCCCUGGAACAUGGAAUACCGACCAACCUGGGCUACGCAGUGGCCCCGCAUCACUCAGGCGUCUACCCGGUCCAUAUUCAGCUGUAUGCAGCAUGGAAGAAGGUCUGGGGUAUUCAGGUCACCAGCACUGAAGAGUAUCCACAUCUGAAACCUGCAAGAUACAGGAAGGGCUUCAUUCACAAUAGCAUCAUGGUCCUCCCUCGACAGACCUGUGGGCUGUUCACACAUACUAUUUUCUACAAGGAGUAUCCAGGAGGACCCCAAGAACUGGAUAAAAGCAUCAAGGGAGGUGAACUUUUCCUCACAAUCCUGCUAAACCCAAUCAGCAUCUUCAUGACACAUCUGUCUAACUAUGGGAACGACCGUCUAGGCUUAUACACCUUUGUGAACUUGGCCAACUUUGUGCACAGCUGGACCAACUUGAAACUGCAGACUUUGCCUCCAGUACAACUGGCCCACAAGUACUUUGAGCUCUUCCCAGAGCAGAAAGACCCUCUCUGGCAGAAUCCAUGCGAUGAUAAACGACACAAAGACAUCUGGUCGAGGGAGAAAACUUGUGAUCAUUUACCAAAAUUCCUUGUAAUUGGGCCUCAGAAAACAGGAACAACUGCACUUUAUUUAUUUCUUCUUAUGCACCCUUCCAUCAUCAGCAAUCUCCCUAGCCCAAAAACCUUUGAAGAAGUUCAGUUUUUUAAUGGCAACAACUAUCACAAGGGGAUUGAGUGGUAUAUGGACUUUUUUCCUACACCUUCCAAUAUAACCAGUGAUUUUCUGUUUGAAAAGAGUGCUAACUACUUCCACUCAGAAGAGGCUCCCAAGAGAGCUGCAUCUCUUGUUCCCAAAGCCAAGAUCAUUACUAUCCUCAUUGACCCCUCGGACAGGGCAUAUUCUUGGUACCAGCACCAACGAUCCCAUGAAGAUCCAGCUGCCCUGAGGUUCAAUUUCUAUGAAGUCAUCACAACAGGACCGUGGGCCCCAAAUGAUUUAAAAACGUUGCAGAGGAGGUGUCUGGUACCUGGGUGGUAUGCAGUGCACAUCGAAAGAUGGCUGACCUACUUUGCGACUUCCCAGUUGCUAAUUAUUGAUGGACAACAGCUGAGAUCUGACCCAGCUACAGUGAUGGAUGAAGUCCAGAAGUUUCUAGGAGUCACACCUCAUUAUAAUUACUCCGAAGCACUAACGUUUGAUCCCCAAAAGGGCUUUUGGUGUCAGCUCCUGGAAGGAGGAAAGACCAAAUGCCUUGGGAAGAGUAAAGGAAGAAAAUACCCACCCAUGGAUCCAGAGGCCAGAACCUUCCUCUCCAAUUACUACCGGGACCACAACGUGGAGCUCUCGAAACUGCUGCACAGGCUGGGGCAGCCCCUGCCCUCUUGGCUCAGACAGGAGCUGCAGAAAGUGAGAUAA
Molecule: messenger RNA, 2619 nt
Organism: Arvicola amphibius (Eurasian water vole)
Lineage: Eukaryota; Metazoa; Chordata; Mammalia; Rodentia; Cricetidae
Gene: Ndst4
Product: N-deacetylase and N-sulfotransferase 4
Exons: 13
Coding region: 1-2619 (872 amino acids)
Cellular component (GO): Golgi apparatus
Molecular function (GO): deacetylase activity; heparan sulfate N-sulfotransferase activity
Source: RefSeq, a predicted model, not a curated record